CUGUGUGUGGGCGCGCCAUGGCCAAGCUGGCGAGGCUAUAAAUAUCAUCUGUGUAUCUCUGCACUGUGAUCUAGCUAGCAGCUACCUAGGGCAGCUGCCUGCUGUGCCCUCCUCUAUCUCUCUCGCCUGUGUACUCGCGUCGAACCACAAGAUGCAGAGCUAGCCAUUACUCUCUCUCUCUCAUAUACUAUUCAGAGCAAAGCAAAGAGCGAGACGUCGAGGAGAGAAGAAAUCAAGAAACAAUUAGUUUGUCUUGUCCUAGUAGCUGGCCGGCCUGCACAAGAGGAUCGAUCGGCCGGAUCGGAGCGGAGUGGAUCAGAUCAGGCGAUAGAUCGCUGAUGAAGAGGAUGGUGAUCCUGAGGCGGUGCCACCCGCCGCCUCCUCCGGCGGUGCUCUUCGGCGGGUGCUGCCGCAGCGCAGGCGGCGUGCGCUACGGGGAGUGCCGGCGGAACCACGCGGCGAGCAUGGGCGGCCACGCCGUGGACGGGUGCCGCGAGUUCUUGGCGGAGGGGGAGGAGGGCACCACCGCCGCGCUCCGCUGCGCGGCGUGCGGGUGCCACCGCAGCUUCCACCGCCGCAUGGUGGUGCCGCGCUGCUGCUGCUGCUUCUGCUGCGACGGCGGCGCCGAUGAUGCCGCCGCCGUAGCCGCAGCCGCCACCGGCCGCCUGUGGGACGACGACUGCUCGCCAGAGUCCUCGGCGUCCAGCACCACGCCCAGCUAGAAGCAAAGAAUUUUAAUCAGAACGCAGAGCCGGGCAACGAAAUCCAGCUCUGCUGCCUUUCCGCAGGUGCCAGGCCAUGCACGCAACUCGAUCCUUCUCUCAGUAGCAUAGGUAGCUAGCUCGAUCUUGCAUGUCUCUUGCCUAUAUUAUUAUUAUUAGUAUUGCCUCGCUCUUGCUUGCAAUAUUUGUAACGCACAACCAAUUCAUCACUCGCUGCCCGUGUCUGUAUGCCCCCUUCCUUUUUCUGCAUGAGAUUAUUGAGUUUGUAUGGUGUGGAUUUACGUGA
Sorghum bicolor (sorghum) is the source of this 1008-nucleotide messenger RNA. Its product is annotated as mini zinc finger protein 4. The record is from RefSeq and is a predicted model, not a curated record. Bases 339 to 722 code for a protein of 127 amino acids. The transcript has a single exon. Gene Ontology annotation, cellular component: nucleus. NCBI's taxonomy places the organism in Eukaryota, Viridiplantae, Streptophyta, Magnoliopsida, Poales, Poaceae. Gene Ontology annotation, biological process: regulation of DNA-templated transcription; regulation of developmental process. Gene Ontology annotation, molecular function: DNA-binding transcription factor activity; transcription cis-regulatory region binding.